Molecule: messenger RNA, 1662 nt
Organism: Penicillium brevicompactum
Lineage: Eukaryota; Fungi; Ascomycota; Eurotiomycetes; Eurotiales; Aspergillaceae
Product: sugar porter family MFS transporter
Exons: 5
Coding region: 1-1662 (553 amino acids)
Biological process (GO): carbohydrate transport; transmembrane transport
Cellular component (GO): membrane
Molecular function (GO): carbohydrate:proton symporter activity
Source: RefSeq, a predicted model, not a curated record
AUGGAAGAUACCGUGACGAAACAAAUAUCCAAUGACCCCGUGGUAGAGGGCUUCUCUCACCAUGCUGAUAAUAUCGCCUCGGAUCGGGAGCCAUAUGGCCCACCCGGUCUGAAAGGACUCGUGGCCAACCCGUUCGUGCUCUUGUGUGCCGCUUGCUCGACCCUCGGUGGUUUGCUCUUCGGUUAUGAUCAGGGUGUCGUGUCAGUGAUUCUGGUCAUGGAUCAGUUCCUGCUCGAGUUCCCGCGCAUCGACGAGGGUAACCCCGGCUCGGGCUUUGCGAAAGGCUUAUUGACGGCUAUGAUUGAGCUUGGAGCGUUGGUCGGUGCUCUUAACCAGGGUUGGAUUGCGGAUAAAAUUUCUCGGCGGUAUUCUAUUAUCGUCGCUGUGAUUAUCUUCACUAUUGGGUCUAUUCUUCAGACCGCUGCGUAUGGGUACCCUAUGUUGGUGGUGGCUCGAUUGAUUGGUGGUGUUGGCAUCGGCAUGUUGUCCAUGGUUGCACCAUUGUACAUCUCUGAGAUCAGUCCUCCUGAGUGCCGUGGUACUCUCUUGGUGCUCGAGGAGUGGUGUAUCGUCCUCGGAAUCGUGAUUGCCUUCUGGAUCACCUACGGUACCCAGUACAUGGUCGGAGAGUGGGCCUGGCGUCUUCCCUUCCUGCUCCAGAUGAUCCCGGGCUUCAUUCUCGCCGCCGGUGUUUACAUCCUCCCAUUCUCACCCCGUUGGCUCGCGUCAAAGGGCCGUGAUGAAGAGGCACUCCACAGUCUCAGCAGACUGCGAUCUCUGCCUGUCACCGAUAGACGAAUUCGCCAGGAACUUUUGGAUAUCCAGGCUGAAGUGCGCUUCCACCAGGAAAUGAACAAGGAAAAGCACCCGAACCUGCAGGGUGGCGGAAAGAAGAAUGCUAUUCUGCAAGAGCUAUCCUCAUGGGCCGACUGCUUCAGGAGUGGCUGCUGGCGUCGUACACACAUUGGUGUUGGACUGGGUUUCUUCCAACAGUUUGUCGGUAUCAACGCCUUGAUCUACUACUCGCCCACUCUAUUCGGAACCAUGGGUCUCGACACAAGCAUGCAGCUCAUCAUGUCCGGAGUACUGAACGUCAUCCAGCUCGUUGGUGUAACCACCAGUAUCUGGACAAUGGAUGUUGUCGGUCGACGCAAGCUUUUGAUCGGCGGUGCGGCUCUCAUGGCUCUCUCGCACAUCAUUAUUGCAAUUCUGGUUGGUCUCUUCUCUUCAGACUGGCCAGCGCAUAAGGCGGAGGGCUGGACCAGUGUUGCCUUCUUGCUGUUCUACAUGUUCUCAUUUGGUGCCACAUGGGGUCCCAUUCCAUGGGCCUUGCCAUCAGAAAUCUUCCCAUCUUCCCUUCGUGCCAAGGGUGUCGCCCUAUCCACGUGCUCGAACUGGCUCAACAACUUCAUUAUUGGUCUUAUUACGCCACCACUUGUCCAAGACACCGGAUACGGCGCCUAUGUCUUCUUCGCCGUCUUCUGUGUACUUGCUGGGCUUUGGACCUUCUUCUUCGUGCCUGAGACCAAGGGCCGAACCCUUGAGCAGAUGGAUCAUGUAUUCAAGGAUAACUCCAGCGAGGCGGAGAAGGAAAAGAGGGCUGCUAUCGAGGCGCAGCUUAUUCAAGCACAGUAUGAGACUGCGCAUCGUGAGUUUGCAUGA